UGUUCAGGCGGGGGUGCGCGCGCAGCUACGGCGUCCCGGACUGCAGCUCCUGCAGUCACCGCCAUGGCCGCCCCGCUCUUGCUGCAGCAAGGACGAGCCGGGGCGCUGAAGACUUUCCUCCAGGAAGCCCAUGUGUUUCGAGGACUUGCUUCUACAGUUUCUUUGUCUGCGGAAUCAGGGAAGAGUGAAAAGGGUCAGCCACAGAAUCCCAAGAAGCAGAGUACACCAAAAAAUGUAGUGGAGCCAAAGCAGAAGGGCAAGCUCCUAGCCACCCAGACAGCAGCUCAAUUGUCUAAAAACCCAUCUUCACCCGGUUCUCACCCACCAGCUGUGAAUAAGGGCGGGACGGUAGCUAGCCCCAGCCCCGAUGGCAGCGUGCUGUUCACAGAUGAAGGAGUUCCGAAAUUUUUGUCCAGAAAGACUUUGGUAGAGUUUCCACAGAAAGUUCCAUCUCCGUUCAGAAAACAGGGCUCUGGUUCAGAAGCUCGUCGGGUGGGUUGGAAAGUGGAAUCGUCUUCGUCUUCAUCCUCAUCCUCGUCCAGCUCCUCUGAUUCCGAGUCUGACGACGAGGCUGAUGUUUCAGAGGUCGCUUCUCAAGUGGUGAGCAAAGGCAGAGGGGGGCUUCGAAAACCAGAGGCCUCUCAUUCCUUUGAAAACAGAGCCCCCCAAGUUACAGUAUCAGUGAAAGAGAAAACCUUGCUGCAGAAGCCGCAUGCAGAUGUCACUUUUCCAGAGAAGCCCCGCCAGCCAAGGAAGAAAGGGCUCCCCACUAAGCCAUCAGAAGGCAGGGAAGACACGAGAGCAAAAACUGCAGGGCCCAGAUCUCAAGUAGAUGAGUUUUUGAAGCAGAGUUUAAAGGAAAAACAAUUGCAGAAAACAUUUAGAUUAAAUGAAAUAGGUAAAGAAAGCCAAAAGUCAUUUGAAGUUAAAGGACCCUUGCCUGUCCACACAAAAUCAGGGUCGUCUGCGCCACUGAAGGGCAGCCCAGCACCUACUGUGCUGGCAGAAGAGGCCAGAGAAGGGGGGCAGCUGCAAGCCGUUACUCCUGGGGCCUCAGAGGGGCAUCUAGAAAUGGUGGUGCCAGAGCCCCAGCACAAGGCGGUCCCUCCCCUGCCCGGAAAGGAAGCCUCGGGGAUGCAGGGAAGAGAGGGGCGCCUGAAGGCUAGAGAGGAGGUCGUGGGAGAUCAGAUUCCACCGCAAGAUGUGGAGACAGCUCCUGUUGAGAAGAACCACGGUUUCCGUGAAAAGCCAGCAGCGCCGAAGCGCGAGGCCAAGGGUGAGGCCAUGGAAGACACGGCUGCACCAGGGGACGAUCAAGACUGCACACAGGGCCCGGCCGCAGCGCCUACCGAGCCAUUCGACAACACGACCUACAAGAACCUCCAGCAUCAUGACUACAGCACGUACACCUUCUUAGAUCUAAACCUCGACCUCUCAAAAUUCAGGAUGCCUCAGCCCUCCUCGGGCCGGGAGUCACCUCGACACUGACGGCCCUCCGUGUGAAGAUGAACCUUGCUCCAUCUUGGCUGCAUCCUGGAGUGCACAAAUAAAAUCCACUCGAGUCACAAA
Messenger RNA from Saimiri boliviensis boliviensis (Bolivian squirrel monkey), 1569 nucleotides. It is a transcript of the gene NDUFV3, whose product is annotated as NADH:ubiquinone oxidoreductase subunit V3. The record is from RefSeq and is a predicted model, not a curated record. Gene Ontology annotation, cellular component: mitochondrion; respiratory chain complex I. NCBI's taxonomy places the organism in Eukaryota, Metazoa, Chordata, Mammalia, Primates, Cebidae. Gene Ontology annotation, biological process: mitochondrial ATP synthesis coupled electron transport.